UCCCAACUAAGUACCAUUCACCCACUCACAGAGAUAUGAAGCCCAGGGACUACUGCUGCUGCGCCAUACCAAUGGUCAAUGCUGGCAUCUAUGCCACCCUCAUCGAACAACUUGUGGUCGCAAUCGUCGUCGGCGCGCUCGCAGUAGGCACACCAGCCAUCGUCGGCGCAUCUGUACCAUCUUUUGCCUCCACAGUCCUAGCCAUCGUCUGCUUUGCCGUCGCGGGCAUCCAAAUCCUUGGGUUCAUAGGUGUAUCCAGGGAAAAGCCCAGAGUGUACCGAAUCUAUGCACUACUUCAUGGCUUCGCUACUGCCGCAGCAUUCUCUGUUGCUGCAGUGUGGAUCAUUAUGUCUGCAACCCGCCAUAAUGAUGCGAAAGAGCGCUGCAUUCAGGACUUUUUCGAGGGGGAUUUGGAGGACAGUCAAGGAGAUGCCUUGUGCACCAUUUUCCCUUGGGUUGAUAUCGGUAUCAUGGGAGGACUUUGGGUAAUUCUAGGCAUAUUCCAUAUUUACCUUCUCGUCGUCGUCACUUCAUAUGGAAAGGCGCAAAGACAGGACCACGACGAUUACGACCAUUUGUCGACACAACCGCUUACUAAAGACACAAUCCCGUUAACAGAGCGCAAAGAACCCUGGGACUCCAGGGGGUCAGACGAAUAUCUUAAAGCCGAUGGCAGCAAUGAUUCCAGAUAUCAUCACCGCAAUCCAAGCACCGCCAGUGCCUCAGAUGUACUCAAUGAACCCUACCAACAACCCAACAGCAACUACUCCGGCGCCUAUACCCCCUACUCCGACAAUGUCCACGAGCCUUCUUACCCAACCUACGCGUACACACAGCAAGGAUAUCCUACCCCAGUUGCUGGUACCUACAGCAGGGAGGAAGAUCCACGUUUAGGGAGGCCGCCACAAGCCCAGGCCCACCCCGCCGAGGGUCAGUUCGGACGUAAAACACCUCGAAUGCUCAGGGACUAAUGACGCUUCCUUUAUCCCUCCGUCCCUCGUAUUACUUGCCUCUUAUGGACAUGACUUCUCUUACGGACGCUGUAUAAUUAAUGGAUUCUGGAA
Molecule: messenger RNA, 1064 nt
Organism: Coprinopsis cinerea okayama7#130
Lineage: Eukaryota; Fungi; Basidiomycota; Agaricomycetes; Agaricales; Psathyrellaceae
Exons: 5
Coding region: 36-971 (311 amino acids)
Source: RefSeq, a predicted model, not a curated record